This is a messenger RNA of Carassius gibelio (silver crucian carp), 1590 nucleotides long. RefSeq names its product transmembrane emp24 domain-containing protein 3. The transcript is spliced from 3 exons. The record is from RefSeq and is a predicted model, not a curated record. The coding region runs from base 137 to 760 and encodes 207 amino acids. Gene Ontology annotation, biological process: intracellular protein transport; Golgi organization; endoplasmic reticulum to Golgi vesicle-mediated transport. Gene Ontology annotation, cellular component: COPII-coated ER to Golgi transport vesicle; Golgi apparatus; COPI vesicle coat. NCBI's taxonomy places the organism in Eukaryota, Metazoa, Chordata, Actinopteri, Cypriniformes, Cyprinidae.
CCACGUCAGUGGUGUUAGGCUUCAAGCUGAAGCUAUCAAGUGCCUGAGACGGUUCAGCAAAUCAGCUGUAACUCAACGGAGGAGGCUUUCUGGGAAUUUUAAAGAAUAAUUAAAAUUGUCAUUCCAAGUAAACACCAUGAGAUACCCUUUUAUUUUUAUUUUGGCUGUGUACAUAGCCUUUGCGAAUGCCACCGAGUUAACUUUUGAAUUGCCCGAUAACGAGAAACAAUGCUUUUACGAGGACCUAGAACAAGGAGCAAAGUUUGAUAUAGACUUUCAGGUUAUUGCUGGAGGAAACUAUGAUGUUGACUGUUUUGUGACAGAUCCACUGAAUAAUCUGCUUUAUCAAGAACGAAAAAAGCAAUAUGACAGUUUUUCCCACACGACAACCAUGAAGGGAGUGUACACGGUCUGCUUCAGCAAUGAGUUCUCAACCUUCUCUCACAAAACUGUUUACCUGGACUUCAGAAUGGGAGACGAUGACCGAUUAAUGCCUGACAUGAACCGAGGAGCAGCUCUCACACAGAUGGAGUCAACCUGCCUGUCUAUCCAUGAGAUCCUGAAGGUGGUUUCAGACUCUCAGACCUGGUAUCGUCUUCGGGAGGCUCAGGACCGAAUCAGGGCUGAAGACCUGAGUGAACGUGUGCACUUUUGGUCCAUUGGGGAGGCCAUCAUCCUGUUUGUGGUCUGUAUCGGCCAGGUGCUUAUGCUUAAGAGUUUCUUCAAUGAGAAGAAAACCAAUGUUGCCACCAGCACAUAGACCUAGGUUUCUAGUCUGCCACCUUCUCUCUGUUAAUCAGCUGAUUAAUCAGUCUGAUACCCUUAAAACAAGCUCGACUGAUGCUUACAACCAACCAAAAAUUAUCUCUAUAUCUAACAAAAUGCCUUAAUUAUGAGGUAAAUAUUUUGUGUGGUAUAUUCAAAUUGGCCCCUAUGUGCAUUACUCACAAUUGCAGUAAUGGAAAUUGACCUGCUGUACCAUUAUUCUGUUACAUGUUAAUUUCUGUUUUGUCCACUUUAAAUAUGUGCACUUGUUAUCUUGAAAUGCAUAUGUCUAACAUACACUUUAUAUAGAAACGGAAGAAUAGUUUUGGUGGUUUGUGUUUUGGUAAUUAUGACAAAUAUAAUAAUGAAUGACUGUAUUGUACCUCUGUUUUACUAUUUAGCAAUGCCCUUCUUUGUUUAUCUCACAUUCAAAUGGGAAAUGUCCAUGGUGAAUCAUUUAUUUAUGUAGAUAUAUCUGGCAAAAUAUAUGGUUUUUAAAAAUGAAUAAUUUUCUUAAUUAUAAAUCCUGUUACAUCAUUACUGAACCCUCCCCCUCCUCUUUAAGUUACUUUGGGGAUAUGGAACAAGGGCUUGCAGAUAUUUAUUUAUUUUCUGAAACAUCUACUUAAUGUGCUGCUGAAAAGCUUUUUUAUAGACACAUUACAUGUUAUUUGGAUAUUUGUUAAAACCAUAUAUUAUUGUGUAUACCUCAGCCCGAGAAGUAGAAUGUAUUUGUUACAUUUAUUAUGUAAUAACAUAAAUUGAGUUGUUCAUAUUCCUGCCUUGUGUAAAUUGACUAAGUAAAAAAACAAAGUUUGGAAUUUA